UGGGACCAACCAACCAUCCCACCACCCAACAAGCUCCCCUCGCUCGGCAACUCAUGGGUACCGCGAGCCCCACACUUGGACGUUCGCAACCAACCGUUCCAUCCACACCGACGUAACACUUGGGCACUAUGAACGGGCACGGCCACGAGAAGGACGACAUCAAGGACGACUUGGGGUUUGGCGACCUCUCUCUGGGCGACACGUCCGAGUUUGCCAACCCAAACUAUGCGGCCAAUGGGAACGGCAACGGCAACGGCCACGGCGCCAGCACCGUCAAGGCCGCCGAGGCGGGCGGCGGCUUUGAAGACUCGCAGGAGCAGGGGCUCAAGCGCGCACUCACAUCGCGGCACAUUAGCUUUAUCGGCUUUGGCGGCGGAAUAGGUGUUGGCCUGUUCGUCGGUAUCGGCCAGUCACUGGCACAGGCUGGGCCAGCGGGCAUCUUCCUCUCGUUUGCCAUCACCGGAGUACUGGUCUGGUGUGUCAUCCAAUCCAUCGGCGAGAUUGUCACAAAGUAUCCCGUUGACGCGAGCUUCCCGGGUCUGGGCACACGCUUUGUCGACCCCGCGGUCGGCUUCACAAUCGGCUGGACAUAUUGGCUCAACAUGGCCAUCUCGGUCGCGGUCGAGUGCACCGCGAUCGGUAUCCUUGUCGAGUACUGGAUCACGAGCGUCAACGCCGCCGCAUGGAUCGCGAUCGCCCUCGUCGUCAUCUACAUCUUCAACAUGCUCCCCGUCAACUGGUACGGCGAGGCCGAGGUCGCGACGGCGUGCAUCAAGGUCAUCACGCUGGUCGGCCUCAUGAUCUGCGGCCUCGUCAUCACGCUCGGCGGCGCGCCAGACCGCCACCGCCGCGGCUUCGAGUACUGGAAGAACCCUGGAGCCUUCAACCACUUCAACGGCAUCCCCGGGUCGCUGGGCGAGUUCCUCGGCUUCUUCUACUCGUUCACCAACGCCGCGUUCGCGUACGGCGGAACAGAGGUCAUUGUGCUCGCUGGCGCCGAGGCCAAGAACCCCUCACGGCAGAUCCCGAAGAACGUGCGCCUGUUCGUCUACCGCCAGCUCUUCUUCUACGUUGGCGGCUCGUUGAUGAUCGGCAUGAUCGUGCCGUACAACCACCCCGACCUCGUCAACGGCAAGGGCAACGCCAACUCCUCGCCGUGGGUCAUCGCCAUCAAGACGGCGGGCAUCAAGGCCCUCCCGUCCAUCAUCAACGCGGCCAUCAUCACGUCGGCGCUCUCAGCAGGGAACACGUACCUGUACAUUGCCGCGCGCACUCUGCGCGGCAUGGCGCUCAACCGGCAGGCGCCGCCGUUCCUCACCAAGACGACGCGGCAUGGUGUGCCCCUCAUGGCCGUGCUGUGCUCCGCCCCGCUCGGCCUGCUCGCCUUCCUAUCCGUCGGGUCGGGCGGCGCGAGCCAGGCGUUUCAGUGGCUCAAGAACCUGAUCGCGCUCAACAACAUUAUGAACUGGGGCCUGCUGGCCUUCACCUACUGCCGCUUCCACAAGGCCAUGAAGGCGCAGGACAUCAGCCGCCGCACCCUCGUGUGGUACGGCCGCUUCCAGCCGUACGCGGCGUGGUUUGCCGUCGUGUUCUGCAUCAUCGUGUGCAUCUUCCAGGGCUUCCCCGUCUUCCUCAAGGGACGGUGGAGCGGCGCCGACUUUGUCGCGUCCUACAUCAGCUUUGUGCUCUACCUCAUCCCGUAUGUCGGGUACAAGCUCUUCAAGCGAUCAAAGAUGGUCAACCCCGCAGAGGCAGACCUCACAUCCAACAUUAUCAACCCGUGGGACAUCACCGAGGAGCCCGAGCCGACGACGUGGUACGGCAAAGCCUGGAGGGUCAUCACUCAUUGAGAGUGCCCGAGCGUGCUAAAAAGCGCCAUAUAGACGCUGGCCGCUCCCCACCGGCUGGUCAAAAACCAUGUUGUAUCAACUAGCAGCAGCGUGUCCGACGCCGACGCACCUGCAAUCCCACUCAUCUAAUAGUUUGUGAUGCUACGCAGAGUUACGAU
This is a messenger RNA of Vanrija pseudolonga, 2008 nucleotides long. RefSeq names its product Arginine permease CAN1. Bases 129 to 1850 code for a protein of 573 amino acids. Gene Ontology annotation, cellular component: membrane. Gene Ontology annotation, biological process: amino acid transmembrane transport. Gene Ontology annotation, molecular function: amino acid transmembrane transporter activity. NCBI's taxonomy places the organism in Eukaryota, Fungi, Basidiomycota, Tremellomycetes, Trichosporonales, Trichosporonaceae. The transcript is spliced from 12 exons. The record is from RefSeq and is a predicted model, not a curated record.